GUAGCUUUAGCUAAGCAACAGUUAAUACGAGAAGUGGCGCGUGUGUUAACGCAGGGGUGUUUUCUGUUUGUCGAGUUCGUUUUUACACUUGGAGAGGAAAUGAAAGAUUUCCGACGCCCUAGAACGGGAGAGGAAUUUUAUGAGUCUUUCGAGGGAGCUCCUUUGUUGACAGCCGUACUCACGUAUCUAAGCUUUCUAAUGUUAAACAUCUUGGGGAGGCUUCAAGAUUUCCUGAGGUUAAUUCAUGUAUUAGAAAAUCAUUCAGUAGCAGAAGUACCGCACACUAAAUCUUUCGUCCCGCUUUACUCGUCUUAUGAGGCUUUUUAUACCCGCAAUCUAUACCGAAGGGCACAAGACUGUUGGUGUAGACCUAUUUGUUCUGCUCCAGGUAGUGAAAUCGUAGUAAUGGAUCGUAAAUCACCGGACUAUGGAUGGACGUUGAAUUUUACAGGAACAAAAUCGAAGGUUUUGAACUUCGGAUCGUACAAUUAUUUGGGAUUCGGAGAUCCCACCGGACCUUGUACUAAUGCUACAGAAAAAGCCACAAUAAAAUUCGGUGUAGGUGUAGCAAGUUCUAGACAAGAGGCCGGAAGCUUAAUAUUACACAAAGAACUCGAAGAUUUGGUUGCUGAAUUUGUUGGACAAGAAGCAGCUAUUGUUUUCAGUAUGGGCUUCUCAACCAAUUCACUAAAUCUGCCAUGUCUAGUUGAUAAAGAUUGCUGUGUAGUCAGUGAUGAAUUAAAUCAUACAAGUCUAGUCUUGGGAUGUCGAUUGUCGGGAGCAACUAUACGUCGUUUUAAACAUAAUGAUAUGGAAGAUUUGGAAAAAAUCCUGCAAGAUUCUGUUGUUUAUGGUCGUCCGCGUACCCACAGACCAUAUAAAAAGAUCUUGGUUGUAGUUGAAGGUAUAUACAGUAUGGAAGGAAGUAUUCUUCAUCUUCCCGAAGUAAUCGCUUUAAAGAAGAAAUAUAAUGCUUAUCUUUAUUUGGAUGAGGCACAUAGUAUUGGUGCAUUAGGUCAAAUGGGUCGUGGUGUGGCUGAUUACUUUGGUGUUGAUCCACGUGAUAUUGAUAUUUCAAUGGGUACAUUUACGAAGAGUUUCGGUUCAUCUGGUGGAUACAUAGCUGGAAAUCGCAAGUUAAUUGACUAUCUUCGCUCGAUGUCGUAUAAUACUGUAUAUGGUUGUAGUAUGCCAGCACCACUAGCUCAACAAAUUAUAUCAUCCAUAAAAAUUAUCAUGGGAAAAGAUGUACCUGGUGAAGGUGAACGAAGGUAAAUUAAUUACAUUACUGUUAUGUACAUAAAUUUAUUAGUUACUGUAACAUAAUUUACGUUUUAGUAUUUCUGCUAAACAUUUCAAUAAAAUACUGUUUCCUCACAUAAUCAAUGCGGGCAAUUAAAUAUAUCAUUAUAUACAUUCACAUUAUACUUAUAUCGGUAAAACGGCUGAAAUUAAACCUUCAGCUCAAAUAUAUGCAGCUAUAUUGUUGCAUUAUCCAUAGUGAAUUGACGGUUUGUAAGUAAUUCAGCAUACAAACAGGUCCCCUUUAGGUAAACCAAAUCGUAUAUAACAGAAUGCUCACAAGUGACACAAUCUGUCUCCAUAAUUAAUCAAAUGUUAGUGAUUGUACAUGAGAAAACUGAUAUCUCUAAAUGAUUUUCUUAUUAUCCACCUUCUUUAUGUUCAUUAAACAGAAAACGUUAGUUAUUAUCUUUUAUGCUCAGCUUUUGAUGAGCAUACAAAUAUAGCUUUUUGUAAUGCUUGAAUCAUCAUUAGGUGGUUCUUAGUCAAUCCCAACAUUAGCAUAUUUGUAUGCAUGUGUUGGUUAGCAAACGAAGUAUAUUUUACGUAAACACAAAAUAUAAACUCGUGAUUAAAUGAUUGUGGUUAAAUUUCGAAUGAAUUUUUGAUAUUCUUGUUACGAAUGAAUGCUGAAUACCUAAACAUUAUUCUUGGAAAACGAUUAUUUGUACUUUGUUUUACUCACUGUUUCUACAUAUGUUCAAUAUGUUACACCUGUUACUCCUUGUAGAGCAUAGGCCACCGACCAGGAUUCUCCAACCAACUCUGACUUAGGCUCUCCUUUUCAGCUGUUUCUAAAUGCUAUUCAUUCCUUUGAUAUCUCCUUCCAGUUCCCGGUUCAAUGUGUUCUUUUGUCUGCCUCUUUCCCUUUCAUCUUGGGAACUGCGAGUUAGGGCUUGCCUACUGUUUCUACAUACAUGGAAUGAAGAUCAUGUUGAUAAACUACUCAAAUAUUUAUUAGAAUUAACGAUGAUGUGUGAAAUAAAUAAGUAACCUUGCAAUAAGUUCGUAUGGUAUAUUUCUUAUAUGAAGAUAGAUUAUUUGACCCUAUGUUUUGGCAGCUGAUAGCUGGUAUUUGAAAUAACAAAAACUGAGAUUCAUGUGGUCGAAGGAAGAGGAUAAAAACUGAUGUCAGAUGAAGAUUUUAUUCACCUUACAAAAAUACGAUAACCUAUCAACCAAAUAUACUGCUUUUUGUCCAGAUAUUACUGAGAUGUGAUAAUUAGUCACUGAAUAUCACAAAUACCUGUAAUAGUGGGAAGAUGAAAAUGGAUUCUUCACUGAAUACAAACGAACUCUAAACGAAUAUCAUUAAAUCAGAACACGAUAUCCCGUUUCAUUCAGUCUUAACGCUCAACUCCUCAAGGCGAGUAUAAGAUUCUAAAUCAGUGAUUUAUCCACAACUCCAUAUUGAGAUGAAGAUAUUUAAAAUUUGUUUCAGGAUUCUAAUGAAUUUUGGCCGGUUAAUAAGACUGCAUUUCACUGGCGAAUAAUCUCAUUCGAAUUUAAUCAUAAUUAAUAUUUCGAAACGUAUAAUAGUAAAACUUUAAACCUCAUGUUCCCUUUCUUUUUAUCCUUGAUUUUUUAUAACUAGUAAACCUCACCGAUGAAAAAGCUAUGAUAUUAAAACCUCAUACAGAACCCUAGUGACACGAAAAUCAUUAAAUUCUUAUCCGAAUAUAUAGUACUGUUUUGUAGAUGAUAUUAAAAAGAAUUAACACUGUCAUAUGAUGAAAACUAUAAACUUUUAUUUAUACAACAGAAUACAAAUUUAACUUUAAGUGUAUUGUUUAAUGUCAGGAUUUUAAGUACUGAGAGUAACCAAGUCAUAGACAAUAAAGUGACUAUCCGCUGUGCUAUCACCAAACUCGUUCAAAUGUGUAAUUAACAAAUGAGGUUAUUGAUUAAGAUUAUUGUAGUUAGUAUAUAUGAUAAAUUACUGAGACUAUGAGAAAUUAGUGUACGUAAAAUGUUUACAAUUGCCCCUGAACCGCACAGAAUAUCUGACAACUGAUAAAAUUUGUUUCACUGACGUACAUUGGUGAAUAGUUGAGCUUAUAAUUUAAGUAUCCGUAUACUAAGAUUUGAGGCCUACAAGUGUUACUUUUGGGUAGUAAGAGUAAACUUGCUAGCUAACUUGGGCGGUCGGUGGAAAUCAGACUAGUCCCCCAUCCUGCUGUAAACUGGAUAAAUCUGGGUAUCCAACAUUGACACUCUCAAACCUUGUGUGUUACAUGAUGUGCAUGCUUAUGUAUAUGAAUUGCAUGAAGAUUGGCUUGUGUAGUUAUGUAUGUAGGUAUAUACAAAGGGUAGUUACCUGGUUCGCAAAAGGAACGCAAGUUGAAAUGUCUGCUUUAAAUCUAAUGAAAUCAGCGGCCUAUACCAACAGUUCGAAGACAUAAAAAAUAUGAGGCAGCAAAUAUUAGGGAGAAGUGAGAGUGUUUAUGCCUAUGUGUAUGUCACGAAGUGCAUGAACAAAGGUCUUCGUACUAGUGGUAUGCAUAUAAUGAGUAAGAAACAGUCAGUUUUAGCAUAUACGUUGGAAGGAAAUGGUAACCGUCUACCAUUUCAGUUGUUUGAAUAUACCUUUAUGUAUGCUAUUGAAGGUUGAGUGAAAAAGAGUAUGUUACCAGUAUGUAUGUAAAACAUAUUUGCUCCCACAGUGAUUGUAACUAAGUGCGUAACAAGAGAUACAUGGGUGGAAACUUGUAUGCUACUGGUAUGCAUACAACGUAUACCUGUCUAUGGUGCGAAGCCCGCGCGCAAACUUAGGGGUAUCCAUUUCCCACGAAAUCACGUCCACGUGAUGGUUUUGUGAGCCUUGAAAACAUGUAAACCAAUUCCAGAAACUCUACACCGGCUUUACUAAAUAAGGAUUUACCAACGUUAAUUGGCUGGAUUACCGUACCACUACCCGCAUGCUAUGUUUAUUGUAUUUAGAUGUUUAUUAUAUUCAUUCCAAAAUCAUAUUUCACCAAUUAACAAGAUUUAAAUGAGAUGUCGUAAACCGUAGAUGUCGAAUUUACAGUUGAAUCGUCCGCGGAGUAUCUAAUGUUUGAGUUGCUUAAAUUUAUCAGAUCUACGACACGUUGAUAUGUAAUUCUAAGAAAGUAUCAGAUUAGCACAAACAAGAACAGGCAUUUGAUCGUAAAACAGCUCGGUCGAAAACAUAUUCUCAUAAGUAGAAGUUUCAAUAGGGGCCAAAUUCAAAAUUUCCAUAAAUCGUUCCUGUAUAAAAUAGACAUUUCUUAGUAGAUCUUUACUUCCUCUCUUCAUGGGUUUGAAGCUGUAAUCUUAAGGUUAUUUGAUAAAAAGUUACAGCUUAACCACUAAAACGAAAUCGAAAUACAAGCAUUACUUUAAAUAUGUGAUGCCAUUGUUUGCAAUCAUGUUUGAAUACUUACUCUUUCAAAGUUACACAUAUAGUUUCUGAAUUGUUUGGUCUUAUGUUUUUAUUUUUUAUCAUUUCAGAAUUAAAUGUUUAGCUGAGAAUAUACGUUAUUUUCGUGCAAGAUUACAUGAAAUGCGCUUAAUUGUUUAUGGGAAUCGUGAUAGUCCUGUUGUACCAGUUAUCGUUUAUAUGCCAGCUAAACUAGUUGCCUUUUCGCGUAGAUGUUUAGAAUUAGGAUUAGGAACUGUAGUCGUUGGUUUUCCAGCUACAACUCUGCUUUUAUCCAGGGUACGAUUUUGCAUUUCAUCAGCACAUACACGAGAGUUAUUAGACAGGGCAUUAGACAUAAUCGAGCAAGUUUCUGAAGAAAUAGGAAUUUGUUAUAGUAAGCAACCGAUUCCAGAAUGGGCUAAAGAAAUUUUAUACAAAGAUAAAAGUCAUCGUUAUACGAAUGGUUUCUUAAAAAAUAUUGAACCAUCAGUUAACAAACUACUUAAGAAAUCAGUUCAUACGGAUACUGUAAGUAAUUCAAUCAGUCUGAGAAAACGCUGUUUAAAAAGAGAUACCAACGAAAAAUGUGGGAUUAACACACAUUUUUAGCUAUGUAAGUUUUUAAAGUGUUACUUUGUUAAUUAUUUUCUCGCUCAAUUUUUUUUAAUAUAUUCGUUCUACUUAUAUUUCGCAAGAUCACUUCAAUUGAGAUUCAUCACUGUUUCUGGAGAACAAAUUAUUUCAAUUGGAUAUAAUAACAAUAAUUGCAAUGUAAAUCUUUGACGAAUAAUUUAUUUUUGAACUUUUCUGUUUUCUCUUGUCAAGUUAUUUUUGUUAUCCUGUAUCCACUGCUAAUCUUUUCUCAAUUUGAUCACUAAGAUCUCGAUGAAUUGCUGUUUGGAAUUCUUUACUGUAUACGUUACUUACUUGAUUACUUACUCCUUUACCUCCCUAUACAGCAUAGGGUGCCGAUUAAGAUUACCCAUCCAACUCUAACCUGAGCUCUCCUCCUCAGUUGUUUUCAAAUGCUAUUCAUCCCUUUGAUGUUGCCCUUCACUACUCAGUUCAAUGUAAUCUUUUGUCUUCCACCUUUCUUUUUGCCUUGAGGACUCCAUGUUAGGGUUUGCCUCGUGAUGCAGCUUGGUGAUUUCCGCAAAUGUAAUUGGGUUGGUGCUUUCUGUGUUUUAUCUCAGGAACUCGCUUAUUCCCUUGUGUAUGCUGAGGCCUGCAGAGAUUGUCUUCACCUUCAUUUGUAGGUGUGUAUGGCAUAUAAGAGAUACGUCAUCUGUAACUUUGUGUAUUCACUUGUGGGGAAUAUGAUGCCACAUAUAAACGUUUUGUCGAGUGCACAUAAAUUUUCAAAUCUCUCAACAUUCUCAUUCCUUUCUCCCAGUCAGUCCAUAUUGUCCCAUGAUAUCUUCAUAUCCAGCGUUGCCCAUUCAGACUUUGGUGUUUAAGUCUACCAUCAGGAUGGUCAAGUUCUUUCCCGAUCAUUUUACUACGACCGAUUGCAGCCUCUCAUAAAACUGAACUUUAUCGUCUUCAUUGCUAUUAUUAGUUGGUGCAUAACAUUGGAUAAUAUUGCGAUCCCGUCCUUCUAUGUUUUGAAGGGUGCUUUGGUGAUUCUGGAUCCAUGAAAUUCCCAUCCUAUGAGUGUUUUACAUGGUUCAUUGAAAAGCAUCGGGGCAACUCCAUGAUUGUGCGGAGCAUUUCCAUCCUCGUGAUCAGAGUACAACAGCAUCUCUCCCGAAUCUAUCCUUUUCUGUUCAGCUUUGGGCCGAUGAGUUUCAAUGAUUCUGAGUACUGUCAAGUUGUAUCUCCUAAUUUCCGUUGCUAUUUGAGUAAUCCUUUCGGUCUGUCACAUUGUCCAGACAUUGAGUUUACCUAUAUUAAUUGUUACUCUUGUUGUUAAGUCAAUUUAAAAAUAAGAGUCCAGAUAAGUAAUCACCUUCUUCUGCCAAUGUAUCCAUAUUAGUUGUUGGUUUGGUUGUUACAGAAAGCAUGGGCCUCGUGACUUCCGAAGAAUCUCAACUUUCUUCAUGAGGCAUCAUAAUUCUUUUUUAAACUCGGAGGACAGAGUUUAAAUGGUUUAUAUUAUUUGUUUUGGUUAGUGGUUUUUGUAGCAAAAUUGUUUUCUAUGGCAUAGAGUUACUAACCGUAUGCCUAACCCUCCUUUAUCUUGGCUUGGGAUCGGCAGCAAUCGUAAAAGAGCUUUAGACGAGAUUUUACUGUUUAGGUUGGUCAAAGGUUAUUAUUUAUUUGCCUUUAAGAUUAUUGGUUUCAGAAGCUGAACGACUGGAUCUAUGAAAACGUCUGCACCUUUCAGUUAUUUUCAAGUGCAGAAACAAUCAAUAUCUUUGUACGUUAAACGAUUUCCGAUUGCUGCGUUGUGAAUAUAUAGUCUCUAUCUUAAAUCAAUAUCCGUUAAACAGUCAAUAAUAAUCAGCGAUAAUCUUUUACAUAUUAUUUUAAAAAUUAUUAUCAGUGAUAUCAGUUGGGUUUUAAUUAUGAAUGUGUUGUGUUGUGUGAAAACACACUUCCUGAAUGAUAAAGCUACUCAAAUACACUCUUAUUGUCUUCUUUAUCCUAUUCAGACUUGUGUUAAUUUAAUCGGUUGAUUAUUUAUUCUGAAGAAGAUUCUUACAUGAAGUCACGAAACGUUAGAAAUACAAUUUUUUUACUCCUUGGGAUGUAACAAAAAAUAUAUUUAUUACUAACUCUUAUUGUUCAUUUCAACUCGUACUCGAAAAUUGUUGAUACAAACUUAUAAAGUGGCUCAAAUACGUAAGAUUAUGUAUAGAGUUAACAAUUAUCUUGUUACAUUUAUUGCUGAAAUAACGGAAGGUUUCUGAAGAAACAAUCAGUCAGUUUUUUUAGCAAACUAAUCCUUUACAAUCUCUUCAGUGGUUCUGUGAUGAAAUUUUCAGAAAUAUCCCCUUCCAACCCUAAGUCUUAUUACUGUAGCACAAAAGUAACAAGAAACAGUAAAUCCAAGAAUUAAAUCUCUAAUAUUCUAGUUGAAGGUUGGCUCAAUAAAUUUCCACAAAACACUUGCUCAGCAGCAUACGUAAUCCAAUUACUAAUACUUCUCUAUCUAAGAAAAUAUGAUAUAUUGAAAAUUUAAAAAAAUAGGAGGAUGAACACAAUAUGGAUUACCGAUUCACUUAUCAUCCAUACGGUGAUCAUAUGUAUUCUGCUGUAUCAAUACAUCUACUGCCUAUGUGUUCAACUAAAGAAUUGCAAUAAAAACCAGUUGAAUUAUAAGAAUUUCGACAACUUGACAACGUUACAAUUUAUAUAUCCGACAGUAUUUCAUGAGAUAAGAAUUAAGUAAAUGUUAUUAAUAAUAACUGUUAAAUGAUUAUCAAGAACUCUUAAGCUACGAUCGUAUAAAUAUAUUGAACAACUUCAAAUAAUGUUUAUGUUCGUGUUAAAUAUCUUUUAUGUACGCAUAUUGUUUAAGUAAAAAAAAGACAGGUAUUUGCUGAACAUUUGUUCUUAUCUUGUAGUAAUUAUUUAUUCGACAUCAUAACCAUUCAUUAGUCACCCGAUCAAGAUUUAAUAUUAGUUCAUAUUAAUCCUGUACAUAUCAAUAAUAAUGUAGUGAAUGUGAACACAUGCGGAGACAACCAAAUGUAUUUGAGUACAAAAUUACAGAAUUUUUUAGUAAAAUCUGAAAACUAUACAGUAAAUAGUUUAUUUGCAAAAUAUUCAUCAAUUGUCUCAGAUUUUGUUGUUCAUUCGUUUCUAUACUUAUCACUCUUUGUUCUUGUUCUCUUCUCUUCGAUUUUCUCAACCUUUUGCCACCAAGCAUUCCACUUUCGGUUGGGAAUAAAUGCUACUCAUAUUUGUCGACAUCCGUAACAUACACCACAAUAAUAUUUAAUUACUUUGUUAUACAUUUUUUUUCUAUUUCCACAUUUAAUUUUAUUGAUAGGAUGAAACCUGUAAUAAAUAAAUCUCGAUUUGUUCUUUGAAAAUGUUAAUAUCCUAGUGUUAUGUUACAAAUUCAUUUAUGGAAACUAAUUUUAGUCGAAAGGAUAAAACUAUAUAAUACAGUAUCAUAUCAUAUCAAUUAUAUUGAUAGUCAUUUUUACUAUUGAGAACUAUGACAAUGAAUUGAAUAACUUUUUAAAAUCUAUUUUCUGUGCUUAAUUUAUUUUUUUUUCAAAACAGGAGGUUAAAUGCUACGUUGUUUGAUAUACAUCAUACAUAAAUAAAAGGAUCCAAUGAUUUUUCUUUCAUUUUCAUAAUUACAUUAGUGUUUGAUCAGAAAAAACCCAGGAAUAAUAACAAAUGUAUAAAAUAUCUUUUCUUUUUCUAUCAUAUUUGUCUUUUUUUUCUCGACUAAGUUUUACUAUACUUGUUUCUUAUGAGUAACAUUUUUAUUGUGACAAUUACUGCUUUUCUUUUAAAAGAAAAGAAAGAAAAAAGAAAACGUUUGUUCAGUGGUUGCACCUCUCUCUCUCUCUCUCUCUAUAUAUAUAUAUAUAUAUAUAUAUAUAUAUAUAUAUAUAUAUCAUGAAUUGAUCAGAUCUACUCAAGUGUGUACUUACUUUUUGUAAAUGAGUAUCUGUCUAACUUUUAUGAUGAUUACCUCUCAAGAGAAUGUAAUAUAAACUGUUAUUAUUCAAUCAUUACCCUACAAGAACUUUUAUUCAUUGUUUUUUUUCUUACUUUUUAUGUACGGAAAUAAUAUAGAAUCUCUUUUUUGCUAAAAUUGUAGCAGUUUUCAAUAUAUAUAUUUUACAUAUUUUAGUUUGGCGUUACUAUCAUCUUCAUAAUCUCAGUAUUCUUAAUUAGGUUCUUUUAAGUAGUGAAUACUGAGACUUGUUGUUAAUAUUACUACUUUUUUUAAAACCAUUUUUAAACAUCUAUUUGGCUGUGAUUUAUUAUUAUUAUUAUAUACCAUGUAGUCCUAAUAAUCUUCGUCUUUUCAUUGCGUUAUCCAGAUGUAUUCAAGGGACUAAUUGUUUUGAAUAUGAUUUAUUAAUCAGAUUCUAUUACGUGAAUCUGUUUUGAUUAGGAUUGAAAUAUCAUAUGAUAUUUAAAUGUUCUAAUUGGUCUGUGAUAGAUUCUGUUGAAUGCACCUCUUCAUACCUCAUUACUUUUGUCGUUUGCUUUUCAUUUAAAAUUUUUUCAGAAAGUAUGGUUUGAUUAUGUCAUCCCUCUAUCUAUCUAUAUCGUCUCAUUCAUUCAGUACUUAUAUAGUACUACGCCGCAUUUUUAACGUUAUUAUUAAUAUAAUCGAAGGUUUUCUCACUAAAUCGCGAAAGGAACUAAGUAAUACAUGUCCAGUCAGUGUGUCAGUUCUUGUUAUCAUCUUUAUAUAUAUAUGGGUUGAUUUGUCC
Molecule: messenger RNA, 10035 nt
Organism: Schistosoma haematobium
Lineage: Eukaryota; Metazoa; Platyhelminthes; Trematoda; Strigeidida; Schistosomatidae
Product: serine palmitoyltransferase, long chain base subunit
Exons: 5
Coding region: 100-1275 (391 amino acids)
Biological process (GO): sphingosine biosynthetic process; ceramide biosynthetic process
Cellular component (GO): serine palmitoyltransferase complex
Molecular function (GO): pyridoxal phosphate binding; serine C-palmitoyltransferase activity
Source: RefSeq, a predicted model, not a curated record